AUGAGACGGAGCUGGAAGAUGGCUCUGUCCGGGGGGCUGCGGUGCUGCCGCCGCAUGCUGGCUUGGGUGCCCGUGCUCGUCAUCGUGCUCGUUGUGCUUUGGUCCUACUACGCCUAUGUCUUCGAGCUGUGCGUGGUGACUGUGGCCAACACUGUAGAAAAAGUCAUCUACCUCACAGUGUACCAUGCCCUUUUUGCGUUCUUCAUCUGGACCUACUGGAAAUCUAUCUUCACUCUCCCACAUCAGCCACACCAGAAGUUCUUCAUGUCCUACGGAGACAAGGAACGGUAUGAAAAUGAAGAAAGGCCUGAGGUUCAGAAGCAAAUGCUCCUUGACAUAGCCAAGAAGUUGCCGGUGUACACAAGGACUGGGAAUGGAGCUGUACGAUUCUGUGACCGGUGCCAUCUGAUCAAGCCUGAUCGCUGCCACCACUGCUCUGUCUGUUCCAUGUGUGUCUUGAAGAUGGACCAUCACUGUCCUUGGGUGAAUAACUGCAUUGGAUUUUCCAACUACAAAUUCUUCCUUCAGUUCUUGGCCUACUCAGUUCUCUACUGUCUCUACAUUGCCGCCACUGUCUUCCAGUAUUUCAUCAAAUAUUGGGUGGGUGACCUGCCCAAUACCCGCUCCAAGUUCCACGUCCUCUUCCUCCUCUUUGUGGCUUGCAUGUUUUUCGUCAGCCUGAUGAUUCUCUUUGGCUACCAUUGCUGGCUUCUGAGCAGAAACAAGACGACCUUGGAGGCCUUCUCUGCUCCAGUAUUUCUGAAUGGCCCGGACAAAAAUGGGUUCAACCUUGGCUUCAUCAAAAACUUCCAGCAAGUGUUUGGUGAGAACAAGAAGCUGUGGUUACUCCCCAUUGGGUCCAGCCCAGGUGAUGGACACUCCUUCCCAAUGAGGUCCAUGAACGAGUCCCAGAAUCCACUACUGGCCAAUGAAGAACACUGGGAGGACAACGAGGAAGAUGGUCGAGAUUUUCCGGAAAGCUCCUCAUCGCUUACCAUUGAAAUGGAGACCUAGCACUUUCCUGUCCCCUGCUCUGUCCACUAGGCCCCCAUCACCUCUCCUUUCUCUGAGGCUGGCCAAGUUCAAGGUCUGGAGAUGCCUAGUGUUCAAAAGAAGACACCACGGUGGAGUAUGAUUGGAUUGAGACCCUCAUGAUCCGGAACUAGCCCACCCCGUACCUGAUGUGCUGAUCUUUCAAGGCUCUCCAAGUCCUUCGCUCAUGGAGUGACUCUACUAGGCAGGUUAAUGGCUACCGAUCCAGGCCAAUCCGCCCUUGCCUCGUUCUCCGUUAUUCCCACUUCCCUGCCCCCCAUCAGUGAGGGCCUUGAUGCACCACUGGGCUUCUUUCCAUUUGCUCCGGCAUGCCCACUGG
Messenger RNA from Gracilinanus agilis (Agile Gracile Mouse Opossum), 1372 nucleotides. RefSeq names its product zinc finger DHHC-type palmitoyltransferase 15 (gene ZDHHC15). Gene Ontology annotation, molecular function: protein-cysteine S-palmitoyltransferase activity. Gene Ontology annotation, biological process: synaptic vesicle maturation; protein targeting to membrane; peptidyl-L-cysteine S-palmitoylation. Bases 1 to 1014 code for a protein of 337 amino acids. Gene Ontology annotation, cellular component: endoplasmic reticulum; Golgi apparatus. The record is from RefSeq and is a predicted model, not a curated record. The transcript is spliced from 12 exons. Lineage: Eukaryota; Metazoa; Chordata; Mammalia; Didelphimorphia; Didelphidae.